Molecule: messenger RNA, 2423 nt
Organism: Pezoporus flaviventris
Lineage: Eukaryota; Metazoa; Chordata; Aves; Psittaciformes; Psittacidae
Gene: CD2
Product: CD2 molecule
Exons: 5
Coding region: 86-1015 (309 amino acids)
Source: RefSeq, a predicted model, not a curated record
CCACUGCCUGCUCACAGCAGAAAAUCCUUCCACCUUCUAGGAGCUAUCAUCAGACAAGGGGACAUUGGAUUUUUCUGACCUGAAAAUGAACUUUAGGAGAAUUUUUCUAAUCAAGAGCCUGCUGCUUUUGUUUCCGAGUGUAAAAUGCUCUGUCACCAACUGGUUUUAUGUGGCAGUGAAUGAGUCGGCUCUUCUCAGUGUCACUGCUGCUGGGAGUGUAUAUGAUGCAACAUGGAUGAAAGACAGAAAAAGGUUGCUUCAGAUAAAAGACAGGAAAGUUAAGUACUAUGUGAACAAGGAGCAGUGCAGGUGCAAGAUAUUCCUAAAUGGGACUCUGCAGAUAGAGCAGGCAGUGAAAGAGGACAGUGGAAAUUACACGGUGACUGUUUAUGAGCAGGAUGGGAAACGGAAGGCAGAAGAACAUACAGUGUUCAUCGUUCAGGGGCCUGUCCCUCAGCCAAUCCUCAGUGCUGAAUGCAUGAACAAAACUAUAUUUGUCAAGUGUGAAGUGAAGCAGAAGACUAAAGAUGAAACAUUUAUAAUAGAACUGACUCAAGAUAAAAGCAAAAAGAUACAUAAGAAUGCAACAAGUUUGGAAUUGCACACACGGCAUUCUGGAACGUUCAGAUGUGUUGUUAAGAACCAAGUCAGCGAAAAAAUGGUUGAAAAAGUAGCUAAGUGCUCAGGCCAGCUGGACCUUUAUCUCAUCUUAAGCAUAGCAGGAGGUGCAGUCUUCUUUGUCAUCUUCAUGAUUUUACUUAUUUAUUGUAUCAGGAGGAAGAAAGCAGAAAGGCUGGAAGAUGAUGGAGAGGAGCACUUGACUCAGGCGCGCCCCAUGGACAGUGAGAUGAUGGUGAGGGAGCUCCGGCAGCCGCCGUGUAAUCCCACCCCGAGGCAGCAGCGUGUGCAGCGGCGGCCGCUGCCGCAACCCCAGGUACAGCAGCGAGCACUGCCUCCACGACCCCGACCCCGCACUCAGCCGCGGACUCCAAACCACCCCACAGAGAGACCUUGAACAUCUGCCCCGGGAGGGACAGCGGUCUCUGUGCUCCACGGUGCACUAGGAAAAGAAAGCUUCCAACAGUCAGGAAUCCCUCCCUCCCAACCUUGCGUAACGCUCAGCUAUGAAAUGGCAGCUUUUGUUGCAGAAAAUUAGAGAGAACCUCAAAUGGAGAUGAAGAGACCCAGUGGAGGAGAUUCAAGGUGAUGGGCAUUCAUCCCUGUGGCCAUUUUUCAUCAAAGGUGUCUCUCCAUGGUAGGGUAUGGAGCACUGAGCCUUGAAAUCUGUGUGUUUCUGUGGUUCACUUGUUUUUACCAUACCUUGUUGUCUUUGUGCCUCUUGGAUGGAUUAUACCAAGAAGAAGCUAAAGCCCUACUGAGACAAUAUGGGCCUAAGGAUCUUACUGGGUUUUGUCACAUAUCUUCUGUUUCUCCUGCCACACAUUAGGACAGCCCCAUGGCUUCAGGAUCAAAUGCAUGACUGCCUGGGUUAAAAAAUAAUUGUAUGUAAUUAAAUGCUUGUCUGAAGCUGAUAGAAUUGGUGUCAUCAAACACAGAGAAGAAGAUACUGAAGGGAGAUGUGGGAGCUUUGAAGGACAUCCGUGUGUAGAAAAAUGCAAGUGAGAAAGGAGUAAACUUUUCACGAUCUCUACCAUGGCUUAAGUUGCAGGGAGGGUUAAGUCAGGUGUGUUUUUUUGUUUGGUUUGGUUUUUUUUUUUGUUCCAAAUGAAGUACUGAAAUAGAUUUCUGGGAGAGGAUUUCCAGCACUGGGGGUUUCAAACAGCGGAUUAAGCAUUCUCAUCCUGCUGAGGCCCAGGGAACAUGCUGCAUGGCCUCUUCAAGGAAUAUUUCAGCUCAGUUUUCUGUGACUCCUUGCUAAAAAAAUAAAAUUAAACUUUAUUGUCAGGAUAGGUCCGUUUGGCUAUCCAAACAUUUAUUUUGUCAUAGAAGAAGUCUGGUAAUCAUUAGCUUAUAACACAAGUGUUACAGACUUCCAAGCAGUCUGAUCACUAGUGUUAUUGUCUGAAUUGUAAUGGCUUUCCAUUGUAGGGCCUCCUCCUGAUGGUGAGGGACCAGGACCCUUUGCUGGUAAGCACCUCAUAUAUAACAAGGUGAUGAUAGAGAACUGCUGAGAGAUCUCCCUCCCAAAGAGAGAAAGAGGUUGGACUGCAAUAACUGCACCUGUAUCACCGCACAUGUGCUGGACAAACACUACUUGCUCUUUUGGUCCUUGGAGAUGUUCACAACUGUCUCUUUGGGACAGCUAGGGAGACAAGAGAGCAAUGUCUAAACGGUUACACUGGCCUACCUGGUGUAAGGGGAAGCACAAGUGGAGAAGGAGGGAGCUGCAAGAGCCACAGAGCACAAGACAUCCGCUCAGCAUGUUCCAUUAGGCAGAACAUAUAGUACCUCUUUUAGAUUUG